AUGUCCUGUCAACACUCUGCCGGCGACGGCCUCACCCCAGCCAAAGCAGCCUACGAAACAGCCACCACAUCAUCCAUGUCCUUCACCCCCAUCAACCAGAUCCAUCAACAUCUCUGCGGCCUCCACAUCUACGCCGACGACCCCCUCCGGCCCGUGCGCGCCCAUCACUAUUGUACGCAUUUGAGGAAAGAUCUGCAUCAGUGUGUUAUUUAUGAUGGUGAUGGGCCGGGGGCGCGGCUUAUUGGCGUGGAGUAUCUGAUACCAAAAGAGUCUUUCCAAGCCCUACCCUCAGAAGAGAAAAAGUAUUGGCAUUCCCAUAAAUACGAAGUCGACUCGGGCAUGCUCGUCCUCGGUACAAAGUCGCUCGUCCCCGAUGCAGUCACGGAUAUAGCCGAACAGCCCGCUAUGAUGGAGUUACAUACGACGUAUGGCAAGACGACGCACACUUGGCAAUACGAUAUCCACCCAAACCUCCCCCUCGGCCCCCCAGCGCUAAUGAUGGCGUAUACCGACGAUGCCCAACUUGCUUUGGGAGGAGGGAAGGGGCAGGAGGCUUUGGAUGCGAGGGAUAAGGAUCUGGGAAUAUCAACACCCGCGAAACGUCAAGUUCGACAGAACUACCUUGCGAAGGAGGAUUUGGAAAGAGAGCCGGUAGAGGGGUGUGAUGUGGUUUGGAAAGGCAAGUUGGGGAAUUGGAAGUUUGUCGAGAAGGAAUGA
Cryptococcus wingfieldii CBS 7118 is the source of this 717-nucleotide messenger RNA. RefSeq lists its product as hypothetical. The record is from RefSeq and is a predicted model, not a curated record. The transcript has 7 exons. NCBI's taxonomy places the organism in Eukaryota, Fungi, Basidiomycota, Tremellomycetes, Tremellales, Cryptococcaceae. Bases 1 to 717 code for a protein of 238 amino acids.